CGUUAAUUGUCAAUGUCAUGUCCAAUUUUUGCGGGUAAAAUUGGCUUUUUAUGUUUCUUAAAUAACAAUAACGUGCAUUAACUGAAAACUAAUUUUUACGUUAAAUGCAAUGUGUUUCUAAGAAAAAGCCAGUAUGAACGACGUGCAGAAUAUCAUAGAUCGUCAGUUGGGCAUAUUUUGCCGUUUUAACUACGAUAAUAUUCUGAAGCGCCUGGUUGUGAGUGACGAGGAGUCAUUUUACGGAGCAUUGAGCUCAGAGCAGGACCCGCCUAUCUUCGCAUGCCGAUUCGCAGAAGCCGCCGGUUACGAACACAUUCUUGCUCUUGCCAAUGAAGAUGGGAGGGUUGUUAUUCAGGACACGUCGAGCCGGCGCGCCGCGAUUAUCACCUGUGUGCUUAUCGCAACAAAUCCUGCCGAUAGCAUCGACAUGAGGUCCGCGUGA
Molecule: messenger RNA, 442 nt
Organism: Papilio polytes (common Mormon)
Lineage: Eukaryota; Metazoa; Arthropoda; Insecta; Lepidoptera; Papilionidae
Gene: l(2)dtl
Product: protein lethal(2)denticleless-like
Exons: 4
Coding region: 134-442 (102 amino acids)
Source: RefSeq, a predicted model, not a curated record